AUGAUACACCAACUUAUUGCCUUGGCCCUCUUUGCCACAGUCCUCGAAGCUGCUCCUUUGCCAGCUGUCAUAACGAGGUACCACACUGCCCCCACAGUUACAACCACACAGACCUACACAACCGGUACCACCACGUUGUAUCUUCCACCAGUGCAAUUGUUCAUCUCUAACGGAGUGAGCUACACCUUCACAUUAUCCAACGAAGAAUGGGCCACCACACCCCAGACUCGUACUAGCAUAGUGGACCUGAAUACAGGAGCAGAAGGCGCUCCUGCUCCGGGUACCACCACCUCCACCACUGCGCCAGCACAACAGACUGCUGGUCCAGCUCCACAGCCAACUACCGAAGGUCCUUCUCCACAGCCAACCACCGAAAGUCCUUCUCCACAGCCAACAACUGAAGGCCCUGCUCCACAACCAACCAGCCAAACCCCAAUCGCUUCAUCCACGGCUUCAGCACCAGCCCAAGUCUCAUCUCCUUCAUCCCCAUCUCAGCCAACCCCGAACGCUCCAACUUCCGUGGCUAUCUCAACUGAAACUCCACAGGAACCUACAUCUUCCACUUCUUUGACGCCUAUCUCCACUGGCACUACUCUCAGCACUGCUGUUUCCUCCUCUACUUCCUCGUCGUCCUCUGCUGCUUCGCCAACCUCGUCUGGCCAAAUCACUCCCCCCUCUGUCAUCGUGUACUCACCUUACCAGGACAACGGAAGCUGCAAGGACCAGGGAACCAUUGACAGCGACCUCGAAUUCAUUUUCAGCAAGGGCAUCAAGAAGCUCAGAAUUUAUGGAACUGACUGCAACCUUUUCACAGCCACCUUGCCAAAAUGCUCCCAGUUGGGAAUCACCGUCAACCAAGGAGUCUGGUUCACCCCUGGCCAGGGUGCAGACUCCAUUGACGGCUCGGUUCAAGACAUCAUCGAUUACGGUAAAUCUCAAGGAUGGAGCGUAUUCGAUGUGAUCACUGUUGGAAACGAAGCUGUCAACGACAACGUUCUUAGCGUGUCACAAUUGACUUCCAAGAUCUCGUCCGUCAAGCAACAGUUGAACAACAAUGGCUACAACGGCCACAUUACCACUUCGGAACCUCCUGUUUCAUUCACCAGACACCCCGAAUUGUGUAAUGAUUCCGAGAUCGACAUUGUCGGAAUCAACCCCCACUCCUACUUCGAUCCCAGUGUCGAUGCCAGCCAAGCAGGUUCCUUUGUUGCUGGUCAAAAGAAAUUGGUCGAGGCUGUCUGUGGCUCCAAGCAGGUUGUAAUCACCGAAACUGGGUACCCAUCGCAAGGUGACCUGAACGGUGCUAACCAACCAUCCCCAGAAAAUCAGCAAAUCGCUAUCAAAGCAAUCUUGGACAGCACUGGAGGUGAUGUCACAAUUUUGACUACUUACAACGAUUUCUGGAAACAUCCAGGUCCUCACGGAAUCGAACAAUACUUCGGAACUAUUCAAUUAUUUAGUUAG
Molecule: messenger RNA, 1464 nt
Organism: Suhomyces tanzawaensis NRRL Y-17324
Lineage: Eukaryota; Fungi; Ascomycota; Pichiomycetes; Serinales; Debaryomycetaceae
Gene: SCW11
Product: putative glucan endo-1,3-beta-D-glucosidase
Exons: 2
Coding region: 1-1464 (487 amino acids)
Biological process (GO): cell wall organization; carbohydrate metabolic process
Cellular component (GO): cell surface; fungal-type cell wall; extracellular region
Molecular function (GO): glucan endo-1,3-beta-D-glucosidase activity; 1,3-beta-glucanosyltransferase activity
Source: RefSeq, a predicted model, not a curated record